CAAGGAUGGUGACUUCACCGUGGAUGUAGUCGCUAUCCUGAUUUCAGUGUUUAUAUGAUCAGCAUCGCGUUCAUCAAUAAGUUUCAUUUUAAGAGGACGUUCCUGAGAGGAAAAUGUAUUUCUCUAGAUGUAAAGUUGGAUUAUUCCCUCUGGGAGAUGAUUUGAUUCCAUCGAGUGAAUUUGGAGCUUUUUGGAUUAUUUAUUUUGGUGCAAUACAAACUACUUGCUGCUCUUUUUGACCAGGAGGGGUAACCUAUUAUUUGACCACCACUGAAGGAAUGAUGUCCGAGAGAAGAUGUGUAGCAGCCGGAAGAUCAUCUGGAGUUUGGUGGCGCUCUCGGUUUUGGAGAUGGGACUCGGUGCGUCCAGUAUCAUCCUCGGUGUGGUUGGCAUCAUCCGAAUCCCAAAGGCAACUCAACUGCAGUUGGGAGAUGGAUCGCCUUUAUGGAGUGGAAUUUGUUUCCUCGUCUGUGGUCUGUGUGGGGUGUUAUGUGCAAAGAAGAGGUCAGGAUUGAUUAUGAUCCUGUUCUCAGCCUGCUGCAUCUGUGGACUCAUCGGUGGGAUCCUGAACGUCCAAUUUGUACGAGCUGCGGCCAGACGUCCCGACGCCCUGCCAUCGCUCCACCUGGCGUGUGUGGUCCUCGCUUGCCUGGGCAUUGGAGGCUGCAUCCUGUUCACCUGGCUCACCUGCCGGCUGGCCAGCAGCGAGCAGCAGAGGAUGUUUCUGGAGAGGGAAGUCUCACUGCACCACUCUCACGAGAUGAGCGACAAGCUACAGUAGGAUCACAUCUGCAUGGUGCACCGUGUUUUGACUGGAAAUAUCCAGAAGUGGAGCACCAGAAAUCAAAAGGGAGGGACUGUACUGUGGGACCAUCUAUUCCGAGCAACUUUGUCGGUUACUGCUCCUGUUUAUUGUGUUCCUCCAGGAUCAGUAUUCCGAGAGGUCAAGCAUUCCCCAGAUCUCCUUCAACGGCAAGUCCUCACCAUCCUGAUGAAGAAGCCACCAGGAAUUAACUAUAUUAGCAGCAUGUAUGGAUCUAGCAUCAAGGAUUGUCAAUCUAUUGACAGAUGCUGGCGGUAUUUUGGGUCUUGAAAGAUGCAUUCGAAUAGCGUCCUACGUCUGAGGUUUUGAAGCACAGGGAGAUAUGGCUAUGGGUCCAUGGAAAAUGACCAUAGCAAACUCAGAGAUUCUAGAAGUUGACGACGUGAGGUGGAGAAAAGAGUUCAGUCAGUCAUGCAGAGUCAUGUUUCAGUACAGUUCUGUGAAGUAAUUUACAGUCAUAUAUUUCAGUGAAUGCAUGCAUGUCAAUGUAACAGAUUACUUUACGGAUAAAAAUAGUGGACUAGAUGAAGCUGAACCUCAAAGGUGACUCCCUAUAGACUCUAAAAUCCAGACCUUGUAUAUGCCUAUUUUAAAACAAUGGAAGACCUACAUUCUCAGUGAUCUAAGGAGCUGAACCUUAUUCUUAUACAACGUAUGACAUACCUCAAGUGGCUUUGCAUUUUUGUGUGCACGAAUGUACUGUAAAAAAUGAAAAGGAGGAUACCUGUCAAUCAUGUGUUCUUCAAUUGUAUUUUACAGUCUGUGGUGGGUUUUUAUUUGAAAAUGUCAACAAAAACUACAAUAAACCCACUCACUCAUUACUUCUACAUCAGAUACUGUAUGUUCUAUCUGCAUUUUUGCAGAUGUGCAAUCCAUACAAAUGUGUGGUUACAAAUGUAGAGUACACUUCAGAGUCAGAUCACUAGAUGGAGCCAUAUGUCUCUUGUUUACGUAACAAAAACCGCUAAGGAAUGUUAUAAAAUCUGACAACGGUUUGGGAGUGAAAUUGUAAACUGACUUGUGCACUCUUGGGUUAAGCUCAGAGUAAAAAUACCCAGUAGUAUUCAGAGACGUGUCCUCUGAGGCAAGGCAGAGCCAACCAAGGAAAGAGAUAUUCCAUGAAGUGAUGUUUAUGUAGUCCCUAACUGCCUCAUCCAUGGCUAAGUGAGAAUACAGAUAGUGUCUGGGGGAGCCCUUGACAGCGGCCAGGACUUCAUGUGGAGUGAGACUCUACCAAGGACAUCACGUUCUCCAUCAGGACACUGGACAGGGUGAAACCUCACAAACAACGCUCACCUCAACAGCUCUGUCAUAUAAAUCUGUUGCCACAAUGAUCCAGGUGGGAUCCAAGAGACUCUGAAGACCACAAGGUUUUCUUUUCUCAGGUUUUCCUAAAGAAAGAAAUCCAAUUGCUCACCUGGCUCUCAUCCCAACUAACUGACGGAUAACAAGAGAUCUUCAAAUCAUUCCGUUCCUGCAUUCUUUUCCUGUGUGAGAACUUGGGGAAGAGCUGAGAGCAAUACAUCAGUUCCUCUUUAUCAUUGUUAUGGGUUGUUUUAUGCACUGUAUUGAUUGUUAUGAAUCAAAACUGUAAUCGAAAGAUUCAGAACAUCCCUAGUUGUUAGACUUCAGUGCAUUUAGUUGUUUGUUCUACUGUGGUAAACCCUUACGUGUCCGUGAUACUAUACAUCUUGCACCUAGAUCCCAACUCUAUGUGUUCC
Molecule: messenger RNA, 2544 nt
Organism: Osmerus eperlanus (European smelt)
Lineage: Eukaryota; Metazoa; Chordata; Actinopteri; Osmeriformes; Osmeridae
Gene: tmem196b
Product: transmembrane protein 196b
Exons: 4
Coding region: 296-781 (161 amino acids)
Source: RefSeq, a predicted model, not a curated record